Cryphonectria parasitica EP155 is the source of this 821-nucleotide messenger RNA. Its product is annotated as DUF1761-domain-containing protein. The transcript is spliced from 7 exons. Lineage: Eukaryota; Fungi; Ascomycota; Sordariomycetes; Diaporthales; Cryphonectriaceae. Bases 93 to 545 code for a protein of 150 amino acids. The record is from RefSeq and is a predicted model, not a curated record.
CACUGCCUAACAAACUCAGCCAACAAGUCCUCUUCUUGAAAUAACAACACACACACACACACAUAAACUCUUAUUACACAUCAACCAUCAACAUGUCUCUGCACUACCUUCCCCCCGUCAAGCCUUCGGCCGUUGCCCUGGGUCUUGUCUUCAACCAGACCGUUGAGACUGCUGUUCUCGCACCAGUCUUCGGCGACUCAUAUCGACGAGCCAAGCGCGCCGAUUCUGCAGAGGAAUUCUUCAAGAGCAAGGAGGCAACCAGCACUGGCGUGGCUCUGGGCACAUCUUUUGUCGGUAGCCUCGCACAGAGCUACGCGGUCGGUGCCCUCAUCAACGCCACCGGUACUCUCUCCUACAAGGGAGCUACAUACCUCGGCGGACUGAUCUUCCUUGCCACCUCUGCCCCAACUUACAUCUCACAAAUCUUCCAAGAGAAGCGCCCUCUCGAGACCGUCGGUGUCUCUGUUGUCGCCAAGGUCUUCGAGACCGUGGGCCUGGCCUGCUUCCUCACCUGGUGGGGCACCCGCACCAACCCUUUCGAGUAAUGGAUUCGAAUAAAGGAAGCCUGUCCACUACACGUUUGGAUGUAGUUGAUUGUCGGGCAAGUGUGCUGGGAACUAAGGAAACUGGGGAAUAGGGGUUUUCGGCGCGUCAAGGUCGGCUUGCAGCAUUAGUUUUCACAUGAUAAUAUAGGGUGAUUGGCAGUGCAGAAUGUGGUUUCCAGUCCUUCUCGUGUUACCUGCUUGUCGUGAUUUAUCCGCAUCGAACAUACGUCAGUACUUCAAAUACAUGUUGGGACAUGCGUUCGCCCAGGUCGUGCC